AUGCAAACCAAUCUGCUACCCAUCUCAGCAUCUCAUGUCAGAGGUUCGAUAAAAAUUGUCAGCACUUUAAACGAAAGCAAACAAAGCAAUGAACCUCCCUUGGGAGGCAAAAUCAAGCGCCUUGUUCUGACCCAAGAAGGAAGAACAAAGCUCAACAUUUACCCAGAUAGAGAGUUCUAUGCAUAUCCACGGUUUGUGACCCAUGUAGACGAUGCCUUCAUUUCUACACUGACCAAUCUUUACAGAGAGAGGUUGAGACCUGAGAUGGAGAUUCUUGACCUCAUGAGUUCUUGGGUUAGCCAUCUACCAAGUGAUGUCAAAUACAAAAAGGUUGUGGGGCAUGGGUUGAAUGCACAAGAGCUUUUGAAAAAUCCAAGGUUGGAUUGUUUUGUCGUGAAGGAUCUCAACCAGGAUCAACAGUUUGAAUUUGACAACUGCAGUUUUGAUGCAGUGUUAUGCACAGUUAGUGUGCAGUAUCUCCAACAACCAGAGAAGGUAUUUGAAGAGGUGUUGAGGGUUCUAAGGCCAGGAGGGGUGUUCAUAGUGAGUUUUAGCCACAGAAUGUUUUAUGAGAAAGCCAUAAGGGCAUGGAGGGAAGGAAGUGGUUAUAGCAGGCUACAACUUGUGGUUCAGUACUUCCAAGCCAUCGAAGGUUUCACAGAAGCAGAAGUACUUCGAAAGCUUCCAAAUUCUCAACAAAACAACAUGUCAUCGAUUGGUUGGAUGAUGAGGCUUUUUGGGUGGCUUUCAGGGUUAGAUCCCUUUUAUGCAGUGAUUGCUUACAGGAAUUUUAAGCCUAUCCAUCAUCCCUGA
This is a messenger RNA of Sphenostylis stenocarpa, 813 nucleotides long. NCBI's taxonomy places the organism in Eukaryota, Viridiplantae, Streptophyta, Magnoliopsida, Fabales, Fabaceae. The record is from the annotation of a GenBank genome assembly.